AUGUCCGUAAUACCUCCGCUAGCCUCGCCGUCACCCCUCUCUGCUAAUCCGUCACAGGGUGCCUUACUAAACAGAGCUAAGGACUCGUCCAGUCCCUCCAACACCACCACAAACACAACCACAACCUCAAACACAGCCUCAAGCUCUGGUAAAACUCAGACUGUAUUCAUCCAUAAGCUCUACGAUAUGCUCCACGACGAGUCCAUCUCCCAUCUCAUCUGGUGGUCGCCCUCGGAAGACUCCUUCUACUUACUUCCAGGAGAAGAGUUCAGUAAAGUGUUGGCUCAAUACUUCAAACAUACCAAUAUAGCCUCCUUCAUUAGACAACUUAAUAUGUAUGGUUUUCAUAAAGUUAAUGACACCUUCCAAACCAAUCUGGCAGAGGAUGCUCCUGCCUCGGCUCCAGGAACUCCUCCGGCCGAUCAGCCGGAAGGUACCACCAAUUCCACAACAACAACCACAAAUUCUACUAAAUGGGAAUUCAAACACUCCACCAAUCAAUUCCGCAAGGGGGACAUCGACUCCCUAAAGCUCAUCAAACGUAGAUCGUCCAAGAACAUUAACUCCCAUAAGGAGAUUGUCAAUUUGAAGUCUUUACCUCCGACUUCAAACCCCAUGCUUCUAAACCCCAACUAUCCCUAUCAGUAUGCACCAGGCCCUCCUCCGCCGCCCGGUCUUCAUCAUCAUCAUGUACACAUGACACCGUACAGUGAUGAUGAACUGUCGAACUUGAGUCGUCAUGGCUCCUCCGAUAGUCUUCAUCAGCAGUACCACCAAUCACUCCAACUCCAUCAGCAUUCCCUCCUUCUCAACCCAUCUAAUUCCGCCAACCCUAUGCCAAACCAGGCCCCUUCCUCUGCAUUAUCCACUCCCUUACAUCCACCCUCAGCUCCGCAUACUCCAACCCCUCAUCAACUUCAAGUACCGGUUCCACAUUCGCCUCAUCAUCUUCUUGGCCCACUUCAACCACAAUCACCUUCUGGCAAACCGGCUUUGGUGUCCAACCCCUCGUUUGAGAACUCCGUCAACUUCAAAUUCAUCGAAUUGAAUAAUCAGGUUAACUACCUCAAAGCCGAACUCACCCUGGUCAACCACCGCUACGAACUGCUCCAUCAGGAAGUCAUCCGCAACCAGUCCGAUAUCGUCCAACUCUUGGAUGUGGUGGAGAGUUACUUGACUCGCCUGGACGUUAAGCCAGAAGACGAUCGUCUGGCCCAUAAUAAGACACCGCUCAAACAGGAGGAACCCGUCCGAACCCUUCAAAGUGAUAUAGCCUCCUUCCGUUCACUCCUUCUUCAAAGGAUCCGCACAAUGAGUAACUCCAGCGUAUCCCAUAACCAUGGCUCCCAGUCGUCGGCCUCAGCCUAUCACCUCAACGAUACCAAAGCGGCCAAUUCCAGAAACCCAUCCAAUUCCAAUAUCCAUAUCGUGCCUCAACAUUAUCCUUUGAAUCCUCACUACACCAUCUACAGUAAUCCCAAUGAUGUACCGACCUUCCGGAAAUUCCCGGCCGCCGCCGCUACUGGCUCCACGUCCAAUCCUGAUGAAUCAGUCACUUCUACUUCUUCUACUGGUGGUGCUGCUUCAACAUCAGUGGCAUUAUCAUCAUCAUCGGCCGCGGGCGCUACCACGGCCGCUACCAACCAGGCCGCCCCUGUCGGACGCCAUUUAUCGAUCCUUAUGGAUCCCCUUCAACCAAUUCCAUCUCGCAGCAUUAAGCCUGUGUUUGAUGAACAUCAUCAGCAACCGGCCGCCAACUUCAGGCUCCGGGCGGAGUCUAAGAGUUACAGUCCGUUGACAGUAGGAGGCUCCUCCGCCAACGCUACGGCCCUCCAGUCAUCUCCGCAACAAUCCUCCAACCGUUCAUCGUACGGGAACCUUAAUGACACCAAACGGUCCUCGAGCUUAGUGAGUAACAGCAACAGUAUCAAUACGCCCGAUUCCAAGCUUCCUCCGGCCACUCCGAACCAGCUGUAUCCGUUCCCCAAUAUGGUACCUGAUCAUUUACCUCCGCCGCUCUUACCUCCGUCCAGUACAAGAACUCAUUCAUUACCCACACCUCAUGUGGAAGGUACCAGUGCCACGCCGCCCAGCUCGGUGCCUCCGUACUAUAACCAACGCAACUCGUUCACUUCCAUCUAUGAUCACUUACCUGCGUCGUCGGCCACGUCCGCUCCGGCUGCUCCCAACCAGCUCCCCUCGGUGAGCGAGUUGGAUAAGUCCAUCAAGACCACCACCAACAACACCAACAACACCAACAACAGUAUCAAUAAGCCUAGCCUCUCGGCUAGUCCCAGUUCUACAUCACUUCCGUCGAUGGCGACUCUUCUACAACCGGAUCGUGAGCGCGAGGAUGUCGACGAUGAGACCCGCAAGAAGCGCAAGUUGCUCAAUUAG
Molecule: messenger RNA, 2397 nt
Organism: Scheffersomyces amazonensis
Lineage: Eukaryota; Fungi; Ascomycota; Pichiomycetes; Serinales; Debaryomycetaceae
Gene: SFL1
Product: Sfl1p
Exons: 1
Coding region: 1-2397 (798 amino acids)
Biological process (GO): regulation of DNA-templated transcription
Molecular function (GO): sequence-specific DNA binding; DNA-binding transcription factor activity
Source: RefSeq, a predicted model, not a curated record